AUGUCGCUACAAUUUGAAUUGCUUACGGAAAGUCCAGCACAAUGGACACCCGCCUUGUACGUUAUACCAGAAGUACAGAAGAAGGAAAUUAAACCGUUUUUUAUUUUAACUCUAAAGGAGUUGGAAGGCAAACCAGACAGUAGAGUUUCCAAUUUGACAAAUGCCGACAAGUAUUCAGCUGUGAGGGCUGUUGUGAGGCAUGUGGCAAGACUGCGAUCUGCCAUUAAAGAACCUUGGAAUCAAACGGACAUACAAAUUUUUUUAGAGAAUCUAAGGUUUAGUCCAGAAUGCAUAGAGGAGCUGACGUCAUUGCUGUGCACAGAUAAAAUAUAUGAGAGCAUUCCGAAACAUUUACGAGUGAAGCCGGGUGUGGUCAGUUUGCAAUGGCGAAUAGACGUCUCAUUAUGCCAAAACAACAUCUGCGCAGAAAACGCGGACCCGCAUAGGUGCAAGGAGAUAAUGCAACAAUGCACCAACAUCAUCCUCAUUUUCAAGUUGACAAACGGACAGACAAACACGUACAGACUGUCCAUUGCAAAGUUCCACGAGUUGAGGUUUGUUAUCGCAAGCGCUUUAAAGUCCAUGAUUGUGCUAGAGAAGAGGAAGUGCAUGAGGACAGAU
This is a messenger RNA of Iphiclides podalirius (scarce swallowtail), 621 nucleotides long. The record is from the annotation of a GenBank genome assembly. NCBI's taxonomy places the organism in Eukaryota, Metazoa, Arthropoda, Insecta, Lepidoptera, Papilionidae.